Messenger RNA from Amoebophrya sp. A25, 1732 nucleotides. NCBI's taxonomy places the organism in Eukaryota, Dinophyceae, Syndiniales, Amoebophryaceae. The record is from the annotation of a GenBank genome assembly.
UAAGGAGGCUCGUCCCAGAAGCUCUUUGAUUACUUACAUCCUUCGCUAAAAACAUCCCCGACUCUUUUCUCAGUAUGAAAGAAGUCAGGGAUGUUAUGAAGAAUGCAGCAAGAACCUGCUCAAAUAGAUACCGUAGAUGGUCCAGAAUGGAGCCAUCAUUUUUCCUCGCGUGGUUUUGCAGGAGGAGCGUCUUCAACGUCAGGAGCAUCUUCCACAGAGUCGUCGUUUUUUAGCAGUUCUUCUCCUUCUACGUUGGCUUCGGCAGAAGUGGAUGCUCCUUCAUCAGAACAAGUUGGGACUCCUUCAUCAUCUUCAGCGGAAGAUACUACUUUAUCGGAUACAACAGAAGAUGUCGAUGCGAUCAAUCAUAUGGAACAAUUAUCGCUAGAUCACGGGAUAGAGACCACUCCAGCUGGCAGUGCCAAUCUGGUACGUGGCAUAGUUCGCAGAGAGCGGAAUUCGCGAGGGCGGUUCUCUAGUCGGAUCGGGCUCUCUUCGAAGAGACAGGCAAUAGAUACUAGUAGAGAACUCUCUAGUAGUAAUCGACCAGUGACACGGGAUGACUUUGCGGAACCUGAAACUCAAUGGAGAUCAGACAAUGGAGAUCAUCAUAGUCGACAAAACGGUGCGUCGAACAAGAACUUCUUCAACAACUAUAGUUGCGAUUCUUCCUCUGCGUCUGCACUUGGGGAGUUUUCCAAUCAUUUUGGAUUAGCAGGAACGACCUCAAGUUCGCGAUCCAGCCGUCUCAGUCUCUACGCUGACCGCAGUUUACUUGGUGGCAGAAGGAAAAAGCCUAGGUGGUUGAAACGUGUCACCUUAAUUUAAGGCUAGCAGUUUAUCACUAUCAUGCUAUGUGAACCAUACAAUCAACGGAGUGGAGUCCCGUCCCUUCCUUGAAGCUUUCAAAAAGGGAAAGAAUAAGAAACUACAGGGGUGGAAAAUAAGGAGAACUACUUACUCACUCAACCGGAUCAACCAGCAGCAGCGAUCCUAGUGAAAAGCUUCUAGCUGGCUUUAAUUAAUACCUGGGAACGCGAUAGUGAAGCAGUCAGUGGCGGAACGCAGUAAGAAGUUGAGGAACCCCAAAACAGCUUUGGAGUUGGAGAUGUACUAUAGGUCUUCUGGUGCGUCUUCGCUGGGCGGAAGUAGAAUGCUCUCCAGAUUGUAUGGCGAUAAUUACGAAGUCGGGAUGGGAGUGGCGGGAGUGCCUCGUGAGGAUUCGGAUGGUGGCAAGGGUGUUGGUGGAGUCGAUCGAAGCAGGGGAAGAAGAAGGCACUAUCCCGUGGAACCAGAAAUUAAACGCGCUAAAGUUGAAGAUCUCGCUCAAGAACACGCUCAGGAAGAGACGAGAGCGUUUGCAGAAGAUCAAACGCAGAACAUCAAUCAUAGUCCAGCUCCACCAAAGCACACGCCUCCAGGAAAGCAACUAGUGGAUUGGAUGCUCUACUCCUCUGAUUUUGGAACACCUCAACGAAUCGCUGACGCACCUUGUUCAGAUGGGGUCUAUUCAAUACCAGACGAUUUUUUUCCCUCGGAUCACAUUCCUUUGGUGACCGAUUUUGAUAUCUUUAUUCAAGUCCCCAAAGGCGACAUCAGAAGGGAAUGAAAAAUCUUGAUCUUCAAGAGGACGGACAUGAUCGUAGAACAGGGUUGCCGGAAGAUUGAUAAGAGGAGCAUCAAAGCGGGUUUCGAUCAUCUAUUGCUAUUCAGUCAAUGAAUACUGUUUUCG